UCAUCACACACCUUCGAGGAAAAAAAAAAAACGUAUCUCACUCGCUUCCAAAAAUCCUUGGCUCAAAGAAACAACAAUGCAAGCAAGACCAUACCAUACAGCUCCCACGAGUUUCCCUUCACCGAGUAAACUCCCUCGAUUUCAUCGAACUCCAUCGCCGGCUAAGAUUAAAAUACCUAGAGUCAUAUCCAUUCCCACCCCGGAUACCACUGAUCAUGCCUCAAGCCGUACAUCCCUGGAUACUAUAGAUGAUCAUGUGGCUGCUUUUUGGGACUACCAAUUCUUAUUCGUGUCACAAAGAUCAGAGACAACCGAGGCAGUAACGCUUCGAGUCGUCGAUGGAGCAGUCCCAUCUGAUUUCCCGUCCGGCACGUAUUAUCUAACCGGUCCAGGGCUAUUUACAGAUGAUCAUGGCUCCACGGUGCACCCUUUGGAUGGUCAUGGAUACCUUAGGGCAUUUAGUAUUGAUGGAGUCAACAGAGAGGUCAAGUUCAUGGCUAGGUACGUAAAAACAGAAGCUCAAGUCGAGGAACACGAUCCAGAGACUAACACGUGGCGGUUUACACAUCGUGGUCCGUUUUCUGUGUUAAAGGGAGGCAAGAGACUUGGUAAUACCAAGGUGAUGAAAAAUGUGGCAAAUACUAGUGUGUUGAGGUGGGGUGGUAAGCUAUUGUGUUUGUGGGAAGGUGGGGAUCCUUAUGAGAUUGAACUAGGAACGUUGGAUACUACUGGGAGGUUUGAUAUGAUCAACGGACAUGAUUCAUCGAUGAAUAAUAGAAGAAAUGGUGGUGAUACAUGGGAUAUAACUGCUGGAUUAUUGAAGCCAAUCUUAUAUGGAGUGUUUAAAAUGCCACCAAAGAGAUUGUUGUCCCAUUAUAAGCUCGAUGCUAAAAGGAACAGACUGAUCACUGCUUCAUGCAAUGCCGAGGACAUGCUACUGCCCCGCAGUAAUUUUACUUUUUAUGAAUAUGAUGAAAAUUUCAAGUUGUUGCAGAGACAAGAAUUCAACAUUCCUGAUCAUUUGAUGAUCCAUGACUGGGCAUUUACAGAUACUCAUUACAUAUUAUUCGCCAACCGCAUUAAGCUUGAUGUCAUCGGAUCAAUGACUGCUAUUUGUGGACUAUCGCCGAUGAUAUCAGCUUUGUCAGUGAAUCCUAGCAAGUCUACCUCUCCCAUCUACUUGCUUCCUCGAUUUCCUGAGAAAUCACCCAGCAAUAGAAACUGGAGAGUGCCAGUGGAAGCACCUUCAACAAUGUGGCUACUACAUGUUGGCAAUGCUUAUGAGGCCAAAGAUGUCCAUGGAAAUUUGCAAAUUCAAAUACAUGCUUCCAUUUGCUCCUACCAAUGGUUCAAUUUCCAAAAACUAUUUGGAUAUAAUUGGCAAAAUGCUAAGCUAGACCCUUCUGUUAUGAACGUGAAGGAAGGUGGGGAUGAGCUACUGCCCCAUCUUGUUCAGGUUUCUAUAAAUUUGGGUGCUGAUGGGACCUGUCAAGAAAGCAGCGUGGAACCCUUGAAUCAGUGGAGCAAGCCAGCAGAUUUUCCUGUCAUAAAUCCUGACUUCUCUGGUAAUAAAAACAAAUAUGUUUAUGCAGCAAGUUCUUCAGGCUCACGCCAAACAUUGCCGCAUUUCCCUUUCGAUAUGGUGGUGAAGCUAAACUUCUUAGACAAAUCUAUCCAUACAUGGACCGUUGGUGCGAGGAGAUUUAUCGGGGAGCCUAUAUUUGUUCCAAAAGGAAGGGAAGAAGACGAUGGAUAUCUUCUGGUAGUGGAGUAUGCAGUUGCAAUACAAAGGUGUUAUCUUGUAAUUUUGAAUCCGAAGAGGAUAGGGAAAGCUGAUGCACUUGUAGCAAGAUUAGAGGUCCCCAGGCAUUUAAAUUUUCCACUUGGUUUCCAUGGUUUUUGGGCCAACGGUUCUUAAUCCAAUCAGUUAAAAAUGCUAUAUUCUGAGAUCAUCAUUUUAAUCAAUAUAGCUGUGAUAUUCAUUCC
Molecule: messenger RNA, 1986 nt
Organism: Populus nigra (black poplar)
Lineage: Eukaryota; Viridiplantae; Streptophyta; Magnoliopsida; Malpighiales; Salicaceae
Product: carotenoid cleavage dioxygenase 7, chloroplastic
Exons: 7
Coding region: 77-1918 (613 amino acids)
Biological process (GO): carotene catabolic process
Cellular component (GO): chloroplast stroma
Molecular function (GO): 9-cis-epoxycarotenoid dioxygenase activity
Source: RefSeq, a predicted model, not a curated record